AAAAACGAUACAAGAAGAAGAAGACUUUUAUUUUGGUGCGGCGCAGUCGCAUCAUUCGUCUACGCUGCUCUACGGCAUCUGCUGUGAUUCGGCUGAAGAAAGAGAAAAACUCUUGCUGAGAUCCUGCUGAGAUUAUAACGAUGGCGUUUAUUAAGGAGGAGAGUGAAGACCUGACGAUUGAAGAAACAUUCAGAGUCCAACAUGUAGACGCUGAGCAACAAACAGACCUCAUGCCGCUGAAAGAGGAGUGCAUAGUACCGAAUGAAACAGAAGAGAAAGAACAAAACGAGCCUCAUCAUGAUUUUAUAGCCAGAGAAGAAUCUUUCAGUCGGCCACAGACUGAAAAAACUCUAUCACAGAAAACGGAUCAUAAAACAGGAACAAAAAGUUGUUUCACAACUUUUCACUGUGAAAAGGGUUUCAGUGAACAUGGAAACCUUAAAGUCCACAUGAGAGUUUGCACUGGAGGGAAACCUUUCACCUGCCAACAGUGUGGAAAAAGUUUAAAUAGAAAAGGAGACCUUAACAGACACAUGAGAAUACAUGCUGGAGAGAAGCCUUUCACCUGCCCUGAGUGUGGAAAGAGUUUUACGCAAAAAGUAAAUCUUAAAAUCCACAUGAGAGUUCAUACUGGAGAGAAGCCUUACCCCUGCAAACAGUGUGGAGUCAGUUUUAAUCAUGAAGGAAACCUUAACAGGCACAUGAGAGUUCACACUGUAGGGAAGCCUUUCACCUGCUCUGAGUGUGGAAAAAUAUUCAAUAGAGAAAUAAACUUUAAUAAUCACAUGAGAGUUCACACUGGGGAGAGCCGUUUCACCUGUCAACUGUGUGGAAAGGGUUUUAUUCAAAAAGUAAACCUUAACAGGCACAUGAGAAUUCACACUGAAGAUGCGCCUUACACCUGUCAACAGUGUGGAAAGACUUUUACUCAAAAAGUAAACCUUAAAAUCCACAUGAGAGUUCACACUAGAGAGAGUCAUUUUAUCUGCCAGUUGUGUGGAAUAAGCUUCAUUAAAAAAGGACUCCUUAAUAAACACAUGAGAACUCACACUGGAGAGAAGCCUUAUGUGUGUCAUCAUUGUGAAAAAAGUUUCAGCCAAAAAGGAGACCUUAACUGCCACUUGAGAAUUCACACUGGAGAGAAACCUUACACCUGCCCUGAGUGUGGAAACAGUUUCAAACAAUCUGGAUGCCUUAAAGUGCACAUGAGAACUCACACUGGAGAGAAGCCUUUCACCUGCAAACAGUGCGGAGUCAGUUUCACUCACAAAGGAAACCUUUACAGGCACAUGAAAAUUCACACUGAAGGGAAGUCUUUCACCUGCCAACAGUGUGGAAACAGUUUCAAUAGAAAAGGAGACCUUCAAGCCCACAUUAGUGUUCACACAGGAGGGAUUCCCUUCACCUGCCAACAGUGUGGAAAAAGUUUUACUCUAAAAGGAAACCUUAACAAGCACAUGAGAAAGUUACACUGUGUAUCUUAAAAACAAUCUUGAUCAACACCUGAGGAUUCAUUUGAGAGAACUGUUUUAUAUCAUCAGCGUAAUAACGUUAUGAUGUGAAGGAAGCUCAGAAGUGAAGACCAGUAGGCUCCGGUGUAUAUUCAGCAGGAUUUUAUAUUGAGAAGGUGCUGUGUGGCAUCGUUAGAGUUGGGGUGCACGAUCUCGGACUCAAGUCUAAGCUUGAGUCCAAUUAUUAAUGGGUUAGACAUGGACUCAGACAUUUUGGGCUCAUGAUGUGGACUCAACUAUACUCUGUAAAAUUCCUGUGUAACAUUAAAGGGAUAGUUGACUC
Molecule: messenger RNA, 1794 nt
Organism: Labeo rohita (rohu)
Lineage: Eukaryota; Metazoa; Chordata; Actinopteri; Cypriniformes; Cyprinidae
Product: gastrula zinc finger protein XlCGF57.1
Exons: 3
Coding region: 141-1484 (447 amino acids)
Source: RefSeq, a predicted model, not a curated record